Messenger RNA from Lactuca sativa (garden lettuce), 2864 nucleotides. RefSeq names its product putative receptor-like protein kinase At1g11050. The record is from RefSeq and is a predicted model, not a curated record. Gene Ontology annotation, molecular function: ATP binding; protein kinase activity. Gene Ontology annotation, biological process: protein phosphorylation. NCBI's taxonomy places the organism in Eukaryota, Viridiplantae, Streptophyta, Magnoliopsida, Asterales, Asteraceae.
CGAUACCCCAACGAACGGAAGGGUACCUUUGACUCUGUUUAUCGUUUUGGGAACAUCGCCAUCACCAUUACUAUUUACUCCUCCCCAAUCUGCAAAUCGCUAUCUCCUUAGUUUUCUACGAUGUUGCUUUAGCCAGCCAUUUACGAAAGCUUUUACCCACGUACCCAAUUUCGACACUACUACUUUCUUUUCUCCGCUAUCUCUCUCUCUUUUUCCUCUGUGUUUUCGUCUUUGUUUCAUAGAUCCCCAUGAAUUUCUUUCUCCCAAAUUGAUUUCCAGUUGCUAAUCCCAAAACCCAUCAAUCAAACAUGAAUCUUUUAGUAACUACGUUUGUAUUUGCAAUUCUCUGUUGUUCGUCCCUAGUUCGAUCUCAAACACCCACCAAUUCAUCCUCUUGUCCCAUAAACUACGACUACGUGCGCCGGAUUCAAUGGCCGACCGUCGACUGCCGCCACUCCCGUGAUCCAACCAAAACCGUCACCAAUUCCACCACUUGUUGUCAAACCUUGCUUAGCGUCUUCGGCAUCGGCUUAGCUCAGCACCUGAAAGAAUCCUCUCUGUUUAACCUCCCAGAUCUUGCUACAUCCUCGUCUUGUCUCUCCGAUUUUCAAAUGAAACUCAACUCACUUUCCCUCCCCGAUAACCUCGCUUCCUUUUGUUUUGACCCUAUGCAGUUUGUCAUUUCGUCAAACACCUGUGCUGCAAUUCAGAACCUCCAAGAUUGGCGCCGGAAGUUGGGGAAUAAAACGGUUCUUGAUUCGUCGUGUCAAAAUGAUCUCUCUGAUCUUACUUCUUGUGAUGAUUGUGUUGCUGCUGGAUUAGCGGUUCAUAAACAACUAAAUUCUAUGGAUGGUAAUUCUUCUCAUUCAAGCGAUUGUUUUUAUUUCGUUGUUCUUUAUGCUGCUGGUAUUGUCAAUGAGCUCGGACCUCAAAGUACUGGUGCUGUAGCUUGUACAUUCGGGAUUAACUUCUUACCCAAAUCCCAUAAAAAUACUCGUUCUUCUUUGAUAUAUGGAUUGGUUGGAGCACUUGUUGCUGUUGUAGUAAUGUCUUGUUUCGUGGGGUUAUACUUUUGGUGGGAUAGAAAGAGGAAAAGGGAAAACACCGAUGAAUCAGGCACAGAUGAAUUCGAAUCUACUCGGCCAAGAAGACGACCAAACACUGGUUCUAUAUGGUUCAAGUUUCACGACCUUGAAAAGGCAACCGAUAACUUCUCCUCAAGCAAUUUCAUCGGUAGAGGUGGAUUUGGGGUUGUUUAUAAAGGUGUUCUCUCCGAUGGGUCUGUUGUCGCUGUCAAAAAGAUAAUCGAUUCAGAGUUUGAAGGCAACGAUGACUUCUGUAACGAAGUUGAAAUCAUUAGCAAAUUAAGGCAUCGAAACCUUGUCCCCCUUAUCGGGUGUUGUAUCCAUGGCGAAGAUGAAGAUUACGAGAGGAGAGAUGAUCAAAGAUUCCUUCUUUACGAAUACAUGUCAAAUGGUAACCUUGAAGACCAUUUAUUCCCAUCCAUGAGUCGAAAACCUAAACUGACAUGGCCUCAAAGAAAAAGUAUAAUCCUAGAUGUAGCAAAAGGGUUAGCUUAUCUUCACUAUGGAGUAAAACCUGCAAUAUAUCAUCGCGACAUCAAAGCUACAAAUAUACUUCUGGAUUCAAACAUGAGAGCUCGAGUAGCAGAUUUCGGGUUAGCCAAGCAAAGUAGAGAAGGACAAUCUCAUCUAACCACCAGAGUCGCCGGAACCCAUGGCUAUUUAGCGCCGGAAUAUGCUCUAUACGGCCAACUAACGGAAAAAAGCGACGUAUACAGUUUUGGGGUUGUGAUUUUGGAGAUUAUGUGUGGGAGAAAAGCUUUGGAUUUGACUUGUUCAGAUUCGCGUGGUUUCUUAAUUACUGAUUGGGCAUGGUCGCUUAUAAAAGAAGGAAAAUUAGGGCAUGUUUUGGAUCCUUCGUUGUUGGGAGAAGGUAAAGAUUCGGAGACUAUGAACCCAAGAGGGAUAAUGGAGAGAUUUGUUCUUGUGGGAAUUUUGUGUGCUCAUGUAAUGGUGGCUUUAAGGCCUACGAUUAUGGAUGUAUUGAAGAUGUUGGAAGGAGACGUUGAAGUGCCGGUGAUUCCCGAUAGGCCGACGCCUCUUGGCCACCCUACCUUCACCGGAGAUGGAAAAUCUUUUAAUAUUUCGCCGGUGUUGAGUGGGCUGCAAUUGCAGGCCACCGACAUGCUCAGGUAGGCCAAUAAACAAUAAAACAAAUGUUUAGAAUUAUAAAUUGUGUUAAUUUUAAAGUGAAUUUAGGAAGGAAUCGAGCAUUAGAUGUGACAAAAAGGUUAUGAAAACAUGGAAAUUCUUUUGUAUUUUAGGAGUUUAAUUAUUUGGGGGUGUCAUGAUUGGUUGAAAUUUUUGUUAUUUUGGUAGCCAUAUGGCUCUGGAGCAACUCUUGACAUGUAAAUUGUAUGUAUAUAGUUUGGCCUUAUUAAUAAAAUUAUUUUAUUUUUUUAUAGUUUUAAUACUUUAAUGUAUAAAGAAAUUUUCGAUUCUGUUAUUAUUAUUAUUUUUUUGUUAGAACGUUUUUGUUUUGAAUGAUAAGAAGUAGCAAUUUGUAACCCCGAAAUUUGGUGAGUCGCCGUAGCAAAAUGGCAAACUGCGGUCGAUUGGAGCUGUUUCACCUGCAACAUGGUGUUUUGCCGGCCGAUUAAAGAUGCCCUCUUGGAUUGGACUGCCUUGUAUAACUUAAAUCAAAAAUCUAGUGGCAUAAGUUAAUGUAAGCUAUGAUUAAUUUUUUAAAACGAUCUUCUAAAGUUUGUAAGGAUAUAAAUGGAAUUCUUCUUAUAUUUUUUAGAGAAAAUUACACCAAUGGUCCUUAUGAUUUGUCAUUUU